AUGAAGUUAUUCCAAAACAGUUAUAGUUUUGAAUAUCCGUGGGACCAAGUAACUGCAGCUAACUGGAAGAAAUAUCCAAAUGAAAUAUCUACACACGUCAUCGCUGUGGAUGUUCUGAGAAGGGAAUUGAAAGACGAAGAUAAGGUCUUGGUUACAGAACGUUUAAUUACAGUGAAACAAGGUGUUCCCAAAUGGAUAAUGAUGAUGCUUGGGGGCACUAAUACGAGUCAUGUAAGAGAAGUUUCAGUGGUAGAUCUGAAUAAUCAGAGCUUAACCAUGAGAAGCUGCAACUUGACGAUGUGUAAUUUAUUGAGAGUCUACGAAACAGUAACAUAUAGCCCGCACCCAGAUGACUCUGCUAAUAAAACACUUUUCCAGCAAGAGGCCCAGAUUACUGCAUACGGAUCUAUAAGGAAACUGUGUAACAAGGUAGAAGAUUGGUCCGUGCAAAGAUUUUGCGAGAACGCUAAAAAGGGUAAAAUGGGAUUCGAUACUGUUUUGCAAUUAUUCAGCGAAAACUGGGAAAAACAUGUUGAUGAUUUGAGUAAUCAAAUCGUCAAUAAAGUUAACGAAACUGUGGAAGACGUCAAAAUAUCCGCAGGGACUCUUUUCAAAGGAUCUGAAAGAGGCGGUAGAACCAUUUUGCAGCAAAAUAUUGAUCUGUUUAGAGAAGCAUACAACCACGAAAACUAG
Messenger RNA from Saccharomyces eubayanus, 693 nucleotides. RefSeq names its product Ups2p (gene UPS2). The transcript has a single exon. The coding region runs from base 1 to 693 and encodes 230 amino acids. Lineage: Eukaryota; Fungi; Ascomycota; Saccharomycetes; Saccharomycetales; Saccharomycetaceae. Gene Ontology annotation, biological process: phospholipid transport. Gene Ontology annotation, cellular component: mitochondrial intermembrane space. The record is from RefSeq and is a predicted model, not a curated record. Gene Ontology annotation, molecular function: phosphatidic acid transfer activity.